Amaranthus tricolor (Joseph's coat) is the source of this 2339-nucleotide messenger RNA. RefSeq names its product FRIGIDA-like protein 3. The transcript has 5 exons. Lineage: Eukaryota; Viridiplantae; Streptophyta; Magnoliopsida; Caryophyllales; Amaranthaceae. The record is from RefSeq and is a predicted model, not a curated record. Bases 420 to 2117 code for a protein of 565 amino acids.
AUUCAAAAUUUUUAUUUUAAUUUCCGCUAGACUAGACUGGCAAAAAAAAGCGAAAAUUCCUGUGUCGGAUCAUGAUAGGCAAUUGGAUGAGAGAGAAAAAAAUUGUGAGAGUGAGAGAGCGAUAAAGCUUUUCCCUAUUUUCUCUCUCUAACACUUUCCUCUUUCUUUCCUUUUCUCUUUCCUUGUCUUUCUCUCUCUAGGUAUUGCGCACUCUACUAGGUGAAAUUCGUAUCACUAUGGACUGAGAAUUAUCUUCUCCAUUCUCCGCCGUACUGGCACUAUCUUCUCACUUUUAUUCUCUCUUCGAUUUGUUUUGGUGGUUAGCUUGCGCUACACUUAAUCUCUUUAGGUUUAUGGUAGAUCUAUUUGGUGUCUGAAGAAAUUCAAGCCGCUGGUAUAUUAUUGUUGUGUUUUGUUCAAUGGAAGAUACUCAGUCUGUUUCGGUGCUCAUAGAUUCUACGACUUCUAAGAUUCAACAGCUUCAGAAGGCAUUUGCUGAGCUUGAAAGUCAUCGAGCUGUUUCCUUAAAUUUGAAAUGGAAAGAGCUGGAAGCCCAUUUUCAUGGUCUGGAAAAGUCACUGAAGAGACGCUUUCAUGAGCUGGAAGAUCAGGAAAAGGAAUAUGAAUCAAAGACAGUUGAAGCACAAGAGAUUAUAGAGAAGCGUAAAGCAGCUGUUGUAGCAAAGGAGCAGGCUUCUCUAGUGAGGCUGCAGGAGAAGAGAGAUGCUGCUGUGUCUGCCAUUGCAAAUGCUAGAGACAAGCAGCGGAGAGUAUCAUGUGAAGAAUACUCUGUGGCCUCCACUGAAAGCCAAGGUGGAACCAUGGUUGACACACCAACUGAGUCUAUGAUAUCUGAGAUAACUUCUGAAUGUACUAGUGGAGCAGCGGAAGAUGGAAGUCCAGAAGUACAGUCAGCUGAUAAUGGAAAUGGGGAGGUGACAUCUUAUCCAGAGCUUGUCAAACUAUGCGGAGAGAUGAACACUGAGGGUCUUCAUGAUUUUAUAUCUGACAACCGUAAGAACCUUGCUUCAAUGAGGGAGGAAAUACCACAGGCUUUGAAAGCUGCCACUGACCCUGCUCGUUUGGUUCUCGAUUCUCUGAAUAACUUCUACCGUGGUGAUGUGACAAAUUUGGAUGCUAAAAAGGAUUCCAAUCUUUUGGGUCUUCGCCGAACAUGCAUCAUGUUGAUGGAGUGUCUUAGUGAUCUAUUUCUGAGUUUGGAUGCUGCAUCAGUUUCCAAAAUAGUCUCUGCAAAUGUCAAGGCACGAGCAAAAGCUAUUGCUGAAGCAUGGAAGCCAAAGCUGAAUGAACUUGACAUUGAAGCUGGCAGUGGAAAUUCCUUGGAGGCUCAUGCAUUUUUACAACUUUUAUCUACAUUCUCUAUUGCCUCUGACUUUGAUGCAGAAGAGCUGAUCAAACUUGUUCCUUUAGUAUCACGUCGUCGCCAAGCUGCUGAUCUCUGCCGUUCACUUGGGUUGUCUAACAAAAUGGCAGGUGUAAUUGAAGUUCUGAUAAACAGCGGCAGACAAAUUGAUGCUGUUAAUUUGGCCUUCCAAUUUGAGCUGACAGAGCAGUUUCCACCUGUGCCUUUACUGCAUUCCUAUUUGAAGGAAGCAAAAAAAGUUCUUUCUCCUGCGAAACCCGGAAAUGCAUCCCCUUCAUCUCCUAAUGCUCAGAAUAAUGAAGUGAAUGAACGAGAGCUUGGUGCCUUGAAAGCUGUCUUAAAAUGUGUGGAAGACCACAAGCUCGAAGAUCAAUUCCCUGUGGACACUCUGGCCAAACGCGUACUCCAGCUUGAGAAGGCGAAAGCAGAAAAGAAACGGGCAACUGAAGUUACUAAACCUCAAUCCAAGAGACCCCGUGCUACUAACGUAGGGUAUGGACCUCGCGUCACUAACAUCUCUGCCAACACUUCUCCCUAUGCCGCCAGGCUAACUGACAGGUACCCUCCUCAGUACGUGUUCGACAACAGACCCACCUAUGUUUACACCACUGGACCCCCAACUGACAAUCACUGCCCCCCUGUAUUGGGGGCUCCAGCUUACGGCUUUCCUCCGGGUCACGGUAAUUACUACGGUAAUGGUUAUCAGUACCAGGGCCCUCCUUAUCUUCACUAGUUAGUGCUGAUGCUAAUUGGUGACUUCCAUGAAUUUAUGUUUUUAACUGCUUAGUUUUUAACCCUUUUCUGAGAUGUCAGGUACUGUUCAGUUAAUCUUAGUAUUAAGUGCGAAAAAGCUGAGAUUAAAAACAAAAAAAAAUCUAGUGUUUUAGCUCUUUUCAGUUUCAUGUAUAAUGAGACCUUUUAAUCCUCUAAUAUAUGAACUUUGUUUUCUGUUGUA